AUGUAUGGAUUCAAGAAAAUUCGCAAUGUUAACAACCAAAAUGAAUUCAGUCAUUAUUAUUUUAGGAAGAAUAUGGAGUAAUCAAAUCACAUUAAUCUCAGGAACCUGUUAGUCAAUAUCCCCAGGAGAAACGGAGGAGUCAAGCCCAAAAAGGAAAAGUCCAUCAAACUGAAAAACCAAAUAGUAAAGCAAAUCUAAGAGGAACUGUUCGAAAAGUACACAACCUUGAAAUAGGAAAUACACAACAUCAACACAGAAUCCAAUUUCAUUAGUAUCAUUUUGUAUGGCUAUUAGUUCCAAAACACUCAAUCCACCCUACUUGAGUCCUACCACUCUUUAUUUCUGGAAUUUAGUAUGAUAAAGAGCAAACGUCAAACCUAUAGUGAUUUAUUGUGCCAACUGUUAUUUCGAUUAACCAGCACUUCCCCUAAUGAUUAAUCACAAAACUCCAUUCAAAAGUUCAACAAGACCAAUCAAAAUACAAUGAGCAACGGAACAAGAAGUUCCGAUAACAACAAUGAAUAAAAUGGUGGUUCCAGUAAAGAUGGUACUCAAAAUAUCUUUAUAAGUAGAUACAAAUUAGAGCAAUGGAAGUAACUAACAAUUAGAGGAAGACAGAAUAAAGGCUGUAUGAUUAAAAUAUGUCUAUAAUUUAUUACUAUUAAAUGA
This is a messenger RNA of Paramecium tetraurelia, 669 nucleotides long. RefSeq lists its product as uncharacterized. The record is from RefSeq and is a predicted model, not a curated record. NCBI's taxonomy places the organism in Eukaryota, Ciliophora, Oligohymenophorea, Peniculida, Parameciidae. The transcript has 3 exons.